GCGACCGCGAGUUAUGGUCGUUCGAUUAAUAGUGCUGCGAAUGACAACUACGCAAGAAGAUAAUCAAAUACGCUGUAAAUACGAAAAACAUGCAACGCUGCCGGACACGGCGGCGCGUUAGUACGCCUUUCUUUUAAUGAUAUGAUUUAUUAUGUAAAAAUGAGAGUGAUAGGAAAAUUUUCAAGUAUCUACGUGUAGAUAAAGAUGAAUCGCUAUAUAACUUUGAACCAAUUGGGUGAUGGAACUUUCGGUUCCGUCGUUCUUGGAGAACGUAUUGACACAGGCGAAAAAGUCGCUAUUAAGAGAAUGAAGAGAAAGUAUUAUUCAUGGGAAGAAGCUAUGAAUCUGAGAGAAGUAAAGUCAUUAAAAAAGCUCAGUCAUGCUAAUGUUGUAAAACUUAAAGAAGUUAUACGGGAGAACGACGUGUUGUAUUUCGUAUUUGAAUACAUGAAAGAAAACCUCUAUCAAUUAAUGAAGGAUAGAGACAAACUUUUUCCUGAGCCAGUAAUAAGGAAUAUGGUAUAUCAAGUGUUGCAAGGCCUUGCAUUUAUGCAUAAACAUGGUUUCUUUCAUCGCGAUAUGAAACCAGAAAAUUUGUUAUGUAUGGGGCCCGAAUUAGUAAAGAUCGCUGAUUUCGGACUAGCGAGAGAGAUCCGAUCAAGACCUCCGUAUACGGACUAUGUAUCGACGAGAUGGUAUCGAGCACCGGAAGUGUUGCUACACUCUACGACCUACAACAGUCCGAUUGAUAUUUGGGCGGUCGGUUGUAUAAUGGCCGAGUUGUAUACAUUUAGGCCCUUGUUUCCUGGUAAAAGCGAAAUAGAUGAAAUAUUCAAAAUAUGUUCCGUGAUCGGAACACCCGACAAAGAAGAUUGGUCGGAGGGAUACCAAUUGGCUGCAGCCAUGAAUUUUAAAUUCCCAAAUUUUACGCGUACAUCACUGGCCAUUUUAAUACCAAAUGCCAGUGAAGAGGCGGUCAUACUCAUGGAAGAUAUGUUACAGUGGAAUCCUAUAAAGAGACCAACAGCACAACAAUCGCUCAGGUAUCCGUAUUUUCAAGUUGGUGAUCCGCGUAUCAUUAAUAGCAAGAAGAUUGGUGUCGUAUCUCAACGAGAAAUCGCUAUGAAUAAAAUAAAUCUUCCACCGCCUACGCCUAAGCAAUACAAUUAUCCUCAGAAAAAUCUCGUUAAUAAUUUAGUUGAAUCGAGAGCGCCUGAAAAAAUGAUCGUUGAAUCGCAACAACAAACGGCAGCCUUGCCAUUAUUGAAUUACAAUAAUUGUAAGCGCGACAGUAACGCUUUCAAAUGGGACGAAGAUUUUACUGAUCUUUUGGGGAGCAAAAUCAUCCCAGAAGAUUCGAGCGCGAUGCUUGUCCCCGACCGAAUAUAUAAGGAAAAUCGUUCCAAUUGGAACGCUAAUUAUCAGCAGCCUGAUAACUUAAAGCAUGGCAAUGUAAAUUGGUCGCUACCAGUGUGGAAAGAAUCGCCAUCGAGAAUGUGGAAUCAAUCGAAUCAGAUGAAAAAUUUACGCAAGGUUUCAGCGAAACAACACUACCUCAGUGUGGCUCGGUACGUCGCAGGCCAGAGCACAAAUUUGCCACCCAGAAAUGGAGAUUCCGAUAUCAACCAAUCGAAACUGCUAUUGAAUGGACUCAUCAGUCAGGCAACAUCUAACAAAUUUGAGGGCUUUACCGAGUCCUUCUGGGGGCCUAGGAAUAAUAUCGAGAAUCAAACGAGACAACAUUAUCUCGCGCGAAAUCGUUAUAUUACCGAGCAAGGCUUAAGAUUAUCUUAUCCCAGUGUAUACGGUACCCAAAGUAUCAAGACUACCAAUAAACCUACGUUUCAACCGAACUUAUUUGGAAAUGUUCUCGAUACCAAAGCCAGCGGUGGACCUCAUGGCCGAACGGACUGGGCAGCGAAAUACUUAAAAUGACCAUUAUAGAAAAAUUCAUUCCUCUUUUUACAUUGAUCAUGGUGGCUCUUUGUUAAGGCGAAUAUUAACUGUGAUAGAACGAUGUACGUUGUCGUUCCAUUGUAACAGAGAUGCAAAUUGCAAGAAUGCAUUUUUUCUAUGAUUUUACAAAAGAAAAAUCACGCUUAAUUGUUUAAUCAGAUAGAACACAAUAUUUCGAGAUGGAGAGUAAGUGUAAGAUUGUCGCAGUGUUAUCGCAUUUUUGCAUUUUGAUACAAGUUGAGAAGUUUGUUAUAUAGAUUGCUGUGGUAGUUAAUUAUAUAAAAAAGUUUUUUAUUUUUUUGAGAAAUAAAUAAUUUGGCGCGCGCGCGCACACACACUGA
This is a messenger RNA of Linepithema humile (Argentine ant), 2297 nucleotides long. RefSeq names its product serine/threonine-protein kinase dyf-5. NCBI's taxonomy places the organism in Eukaryota, Metazoa, Arthropoda, Insecta, Hymenoptera, Formicidae. Gene Ontology annotation, cellular component: cilium; cytoplasm; nucleus. The record is from RefSeq and is a predicted model, not a curated record. Gene Ontology annotation, molecular function: protein serine/threonine kinase activity; ATP binding. Gene Ontology annotation, biological process: intracellular signal transduction; intraciliary transport; cilium assembly.